This is a messenger RNA of Anopheles stephensi (Asian malaria mosquito), 3249 nucleotides long. RefSeq lists its product as uncharacterized. Lineage: Eukaryota; Metazoa; Arthropoda; Insecta; Diptera; Culicidae. The transcript has 5 exons. Gene Ontology annotation, molecular function: protein binding. The record is from RefSeq and is a predicted model, not a curated record. The coding region runs from base 548 to 3031 and encodes 827 amino acids.
UGUGUUUUGAGCAGGUCCUCGCUGGUGUAGGGGGUGCUGCGUGCGGUAGGAUUGGGAUUGGGGUGGCAUUUUGCGUUGUGGUGUGUGUGUGUGUAAAACUCCGAACGAUUGCUAUUGAUUUUUCCUUCACGUGAAGAGUUCAGGACUGUCACUUGCAGCCUACUACGACCCGUGGACAGCAAGUGUUUUUCCUCUGUGUCGCCUGUGCAAUUCCACCAUUCACCAGUGCUGGAUGGUUUUCCUGUAUCAAACAGUAUUAGUGUCUUGCGAAAACCUCUUUCAAAAAAAGUUCCUCGGGAGAGUGUAAGCACAACCCGAAAGGAAAUGAUUCAUGUCGUUUCCUUAUGCUACAGUUCCCCAAAAACACAAGGUGUAAACAUUGUACAAUUUUAGUCCACGCGAAAGAACCCAUUAUAGACUUUCCAGAAAAUCUUACAGAAGACAUCAGGUAACAAUUGAGCAACUAUUGUACGUCCAUCGAUAGACAGCAGGGAAGACUGUUCAUUGAACACGGACCGAGAAAAACGCUCACACAAACAAUCUCGCGAUGCAGCUAACCCGGAGACAACAGUUUAACUUAAUUAUCACCACUGGAAAAAGUGCUCCCCAUCCACAGAUCCGCUUACUUCUGCUACUGCUGUUAGCCGUCAUUGUUCCGUACCAUGUAACGAUAGCACUACCGGAAGGAACGUUCCCGGUUGCGAAGCGUAUGAAUAUCGAAACCUGCUUAGUUCGGUUCGAUGUGCAUCUUAACACUAUCAUACGCACGGAAGAAUCGCGAUCGAUGGGUGCACGCUUCCUGGACGAUGCUGAUCUUAACUCGCGCGAACAGUGUCUACGGCUGUGUUGCGAAACGGAGAACUGUGACGUGUUCGUGUUUGAAGAAAAGAGUCCGGGAACGUGUUUCCUCUUUCAGUGUGGUCCACCGGAGAACUUCCGCUGCAAGUUUACACGCCACUCGAACUACACCAGCGCCGUUCUGUCCAUCCCACCGCCGCCCAUCGAACAACCGCCUCCACCACCACCGCUGGCAGCCCAGAUACAAUCGUUAGCCGCACCACCGGCAGGCAACGGGAAUGGAGCCACAAAGUCACUCUCGCAGCAUGAGAUGGAACUGGUUAGCUUGAAGGAUGGUGGUGGCACCAGCAAACUGUUGGGCGCAGCAAACUUCGCAUCACCACCAUCAUCCACCACGCCCUUGCCACCGUUGGGAGUACGGCUCGGGGAAAUGCUUACAACUCCCAGCCCAAGUACACCGAAACAGCAGUCGUUGGCCUCGCAGCAAUGUGGUCACUUUGAGUUUCCAUGCCAUUCUGGGGAGUGCAUCGCAGUGUACAACGUGUGCGAUGGCAUUCCGCAGUGUGAGGACGGUAGUGAUGAAGGUGCCGAAUGUCCACAAAAGAACUCCGGUCCCGUUGCGAUGCAAGGCGCAAGAGAUCAGAGCUCUGGGCAUGGACGAACGGCGGGAAGCAUUAGUGGUGGCGGAUCUGUGAACCAACCUAUCAUAAUGAUUCCUGGGGUACGAGGCGGUGUCGCAGGUGCUGGCGGCGGAAACAUGAAUCCGAUGGGUAUGAACUCGCCGGGAAUGUUGCCACUCGACCAACGCAUGUAUCAACCCAUGGAUUACCAGCAACCACCCAAUCGAUUCAGUUUGUCGUCGCUGGAACAGCAACAGCAGCAACAACAACAGAUGCACCGCAAUCGCGAAGAUCCGAUGACGGCUCCCAAACCCUGGCCCCGUCCAGCAAUUAACGAGCCUAACUAUGUCGAUACCGCGGAUAGCCAUAUCUUUAACCAUAAGGGCGGUCUGCAACUGUCGGCAGUAAACAACAUGGUCCCACCCGGACAGCAAUAUCAGGAAUCGCUGUCGGAAUCGAGUUACAUGCCGGCUUCCUCCGUGGUACGUGCAGGAGGUGGAAAAUCAUACCUCACUCUUGCAGGCAGCAAUAGUUAUCCUCAACAGGCGUUGCAACAGUUCCCGGUCGAACAAUCAUCGCAACAACAACCGCCUUAUAAAGCCAUGAUUCCAUCCCAGUGGAUAGGAAGUAAUAACAACAUGCGAUCUAGUUGGCCGCUGUCGCCCGGGGAUGGGCUGUCGCCUAGCAGCAGCGUUGGUAGUGAUGGUGUUCCUUCAAGAGAACAGUACAUACAACCCCCAGUACAACAGCAAAAGCAUCCUUCGAUCGCAACGCAAGACAUUCAGUCUACUUCCAACGGCGCGGGUGAUGGAUCAGUGUCCUCGUCGAUCGCGUUGCAACAGCAAUCGGCCCAAAACCAACCACACCCUGCUAGCAGUGGUGGUGUACAGUGGGCACAGGCAGCAUCAGCUGCAGGAACACCAACGCCUGGUACUCUACCGACUGGGGAUGGAUCAGCGAAUCGCGCCGACAGUGCAGUUAAAGAUCCAUCCACAAGUAGCAGCCAUGAAUCGAUGAUGCCUUCGGCCGCUGGCGCGCCCCAAAAUAGCGCCAAACAUAAGCCACCUUCCAGCAACGCUCCAUCGGGCAGUGGGGCCGAAUACGAAGAGGAUGCAUACGACGACACGUACCCGGAAUCGACGAAUGCCGCCGGUGCGUCCGGAGUCGAUGAUCAAUCGCAGCCACCGACACAAACGGAACCACCGAAGAAAAAGCUCCGAAAACACCGUAAACACGAUCACGAUCACGGUAAGCAAGAUGGCUCGGAAAAUGGUGUGGAACCGUUGGAACAGAAAAAGAAGAAGAAAACGAAAACCAUCAAGAAAGAUAAGGCCGCUGAACAUGAAGCGGCUGGACACCAUGCUGAACCGAUCGUGCACGAGCACCUGAAAGCGCUGCACAAGGAGCUGGAGAUCGAGUUUGCGGAUCACGACGGGUACGCCGACCGUCCCGGCGGUGCGAUGCUCUCACUUACCCUCGGUGUGUUGCUGACCGCGGCCAUGGGUAUUCUGCUGAGCUGUCGGAUGCGUGUCGCACGGCGAAGGAUCCGUCGCCCGGGGAAAUCGUCUUACGCGCACGACGCCGAUUUCCUGGUGAACGGCAUGUAUCUGUAGUUUUCGCGGAUUUUGCGAUGCCGGGAAAACCCCCUCUGUCCGGUUUUCCUCUCUAUGUCCCAUCCGUUUUUUUGACCCUCGCUGUAUGAUAUGUGUUUCGUUCCUUGUUUUCUGGGUUGAACAAUUAUUCAUUAUUAGUGCUGUAAUUAGUGAAGAGCUGCAUUAAAAGGCAUACAUAUACGGAAUGAAAAAUAAAAUUGGCUGAAUGGAAAACUCUA